Molecule: messenger RNA, 934 nt
Organism: Microdochium trichocladiopsis
Lineage: Eukaryota; Fungi; Ascomycota; Sordariomycetes; Xylariales; Microdochiaceae
Exons: 1
Coding region: 185-787 (200 amino acids)
Source: RefSeq, a predicted model, not a curated record
GGCUAGCUCUCAUGGCAGAUGGCAGAUAUAAAGAUGUGAUGGUCCUAUUGUUUUGGCAUCCUGUCUCAGCACCAGAAUCAUCAUCACCACCAAUACACACUCUCCAGCUCCAACUUCGCACCACAGCAGCAAACCACACUCGCUUUCUUCCCACAAAAACAAAACAACUCCAACCACCGCCACCAUGUUCGCCAAGGUCUUCACCGCUGCGACCCUCCUCACUGCCGCCUCGGCCGGCUGCGUCCGCCCUUCGUCCACCAGCUCUGCUGCCCCUUCGGGCCCUACCGGCAUCCCUGCCAAUGGCAAGUUCGGCAUCAUGGCCCUGAGGUCGGCCAGCCCCAUCCACUUCGCCUCCACGAGCGCCGAGGGCAGCCACCUCUACCUCAACGCGCCCGAGACCGGCGCCGUCUGCACCGGCGACAACGGCGGCUCUGCCGUCUUCUACCUCAAGGAUGGCGGUCUCUACCUGUACACGACCGACGGCGCGCCGGCGCAGCAGAUGUGGGUCGACCGCUCCGGCAUGGGCCAGGGCAUCACCGGCUACUCGACCGGCGGCCAGGGCGUGCCCCGCAACGGCGAGACCACCGGCUUCGCCAUCGACUCCAACAACAGCCUGAGCUUCAACGGCGUCGGCUUCCUCGCCUGCCCCGGCGCCCCCAACGGCGGCUGGAGCAUCUGGGUUGACGCCGGCAUCAGCCAGCCCGGCGGCCACGAGGGCUGCCUCGGCUUCUCGGCCCGCGCCGUCGAGGAGUCCAGCCCUUUCCCCUGCGAGUACUCCCAGCAGUAGUUGACUGGCGAGAGGAGCUUGAGGAAAUUCAUGAUUGAUUGAAACAUUGCAUCGGCGUUGGCAUGGAAAUGGUUUUGAUCGGUUUACAGAGUAGCAUACGGCAUAAUAUUGCAUAAAUAAUUAAUAUCAUAAAGCGUCAGACAAAAA